AACACGAAACAAGUUCAACGACAUGAUGGAGUUGAACAUCCCAUCCACACUCAUAGCUCUACUUUCAUUUCUCCUCUUACUCUUCACCUUUCUCAAAUCGCGACGAAUCACAAAAUCUGCAAACAGCUACUCACACUUCCCAGGUCCCAAAGCGCUCCCCCUCAUCGGAAACCUGCACCUCAUGGUAGGCGCCGCCUUGCCCCACCACUUCUUCAGAGACCUCGCCGCCAAAUACGGCCGCCUGAUGCACCUGCAGCUCGGCGAGAUCCACUUCCUCAUCGUCUCCUCCGUGGAUCUCGCCAAGCAAGUGGUGAAAACGCACGACAUCAACUUCGCCAACCGGCCCCCGGGGCUGGCGGCGGAGACGCUCUCCUACCAUUACACCGACGUCGUCAUCUCCCCCUACAGCGACCAGUGGCGGCAGCUGCGCAAGAUCUGCACGCUCGAGCUCCUCAGCGCGCGCCGCGUGCAGUCCUUCCGCCCCAUCCGAGUGGAGGAGAAUUUGAAUCUGUGCAGAUCGAUCGCUUCCUGCGAGGGAUCGCCGGCGAAUCUCUCGGACAAGCUCGCCCUCGCCUCGUACGACGUGAUCACGAGGGCGGCGGUCGGGGCGAAAACGAAGGAGCGCGAGAUGGUGACGGCGCUGGUUCUGGAUUCUCUACGGCUGGGGUCGGGAUUCAUGAUAGCCGAUCUCUAUCCUUCAAUCAAAUUGCUGCCGUUGAUCACUGGAGCCCAGUUCAGGAUCCAACGAAUACACCAUAGAUUAGACCGGCUGUUUGAUACCAUCAUCAAGCAGCAUAAAUCCGCGGCCAAAAUUGAUGAUGAUGAUGAUUCGAUUGAAGAUCUGGUUGAUGUUCUCCUCAAAGUUCAAAAAGAUGGGAGUCUAACUACUGAGACCAUCAAAGCAGUGCUCUUGAAUAUGUUCACUGCUGGAACUGACACUUCAACCACUGCCAUAGAAUGGGCAAUGUCAGAAAUGAUAAAAAACCCUAGCAAGCUCAACAAAGCACAAGAAGAAGUAAGAAAGGUUUUCGACAACAAGGGAUACGUAGAAGAAGACAAGUUUGAUGAGCUCAAAUACCUCAAAUUGAUCAUCAAGGAGACUCUGAGAUUGCAUCCACCAGUUCCACUUUUAAUCCCCAGAAUGAGUUCCCAGAGAUGUGAAAUCGAUGGAUACGAAAUCCCAGCAAAAACCAGAGUGAUAGUGAAUGCAUGGGCACUGGGAAGGGACCCCCAGUAUUGGAAGGAUCCAGAGAAGUUUAUACCAGAGAGAUUCGAGGAAAGCUCCAUUGAUUUCAAAGGGAACAAUCUUGAAUACAUACCCUUUGGUGCAGGAAGGAGAAUGUGUCCUGGCAUGACAUUCGGGCUGGCCAACGUGGAGCUUCCGCUUGCUAUGCUUCUCUAUCAUUUCGAUUGGAAGAUGCCUAAGGGGAUCAAGAAUGAGGAUUUGGAUAUGACGGAGGCCUUCGGCGUCACCGUUAAAAGGAAACACCAUUUGCAUUUGAUUCCCAUUGUGAAGCGACCUCUUCCUGCAAGAUAGUUAUCAUGCAUGUUUUAUGUUUUCUUAUUGAGUUAUCUCCCAACUCACAAUAAAAAUAAAAUACGAAAUUCAAAUUAAGUAAUCAUAUAUGUUAUGUCUUCUUCUUA
This is a messenger RNA of Salvia miltiorrhiza (redroot sage), 1644 nucleotides long. Its product is annotated as salviol synthase-like. The transcript is spliced from 2 exons. NCBI's taxonomy places the organism in Eukaryota, Viridiplantae, Streptophyta, Magnoliopsida, Lamiales, Lamiaceae. Gene Ontology annotation, molecular function: heme binding; iron ion binding; monooxygenase activity. The coding region runs from base 23 to 1537 and encodes 504 amino acids. The record is from RefSeq and is a predicted model, not a curated record.